Molecule: messenger RNA, 4231 nt
Organism: Pyrgilauda ruficollis (rufous-necked snowfinch)
Lineage: Eukaryota; Metazoa; Chordata; Aves; Passeriformes; Passeridae
Gene: BPGM
Product: bisphosphoglycerate mutase
Exons: 5
Coding region: 455-1249 (264 amino acids)
Biological process (GO): glycolytic process
Molecular function (GO): intramolecular phosphotransferase activity
Source: RefSeq, a predicted model, not a curated record
GCCAUGGGAGAUGCAGUGAGGGGCAGCCCGUGUGGGAGGGAGCCCGGGCGCGCUCCGGGCGUUCCCCCUGGAGAAGGGCGAAAUACCUUACGGAAAGAUAAAGGCUGAGUGCAGGGGCGUGCCGGCCCGGAUCCUGCGGGGAUCAGCGUCCCUGUGCCACGGGGUGUCCGUCCUCCUUGUGCCAUGUCCCCGGUGUUGUGGCGCCCGCUCGGUUCCCUCAGAGUGACACCAACAUGGGACAAACAGUUUCACUUUGGGAUUUUCCCUCCAAGUAAUGCAGUUAGAGAGAGAGAGAAGAAGAAAAAGGUAACCAGCCAAGAGUGUGUGCUGUCCUCUGUAUAAAGCAGCUCUUGAGCCUGUGCUGGGAUUUGUGUAGGUUGUUCCUUUGCUGUAGGAAAGAUGUAUCGCUAUUAGAUGCCAGACCAGCUGCCCUCUGUGCUAAGCUGCAACCAAAAUGGCAAAGUAUAGGCUCGUUCUCCUGAGACAUGGGGAAGGAGCCUGGACCAAGGAGAAUCGCUUCUGCAGCUGGGUGGACCAGAAGCUGAGCAGUGAUGGGAUAAAGGAAGCUCAGAACUGUGGCAAACACCUCAAAGCCCUUGGCUUCGAGUUCGACCUCGUCUUCACCUCCGUGCUGAGCCGCUCCAUCCAGACUGCCUGGCUGAUCCUGCAGGAGAUGGGCCAGGAGUGGGUCCCCAUCCAGAGCUCCUGGAGGCUGAACGAGCGUCACUACGGAGCGCUGAUCGGGCUCAACAGGGCAGAGAUGGCUCUGAAUCACGGCGAGGAGCAAGUGAAAAUCUGGAGGAGGAGCUACGAUGUCACCCCACCUCCCAUCUCUGAAUCUCACCCCUACUAUGCAGAGAUCUACAACGACCGCCGCUACAAAUGCAGUGAUGUCUCUCAGGAGAAUCUCCCAAAGGCUGAAAGUCUCAAAGAUGUGCUUGAAAGACUCCUUCCUUAUUGGAAUGAAAAGAUAGUGCCAGAACUGAAAAGUGGCAAAAUGAUUCUUAUCUCUGCUCAUGGCAACAGCAGCAGGGCGUUGCUGAAGCACGUGGAAGGCAUCUCCGAUGAGGACAUCAUCAAUGUCACCCUCCCCACUGGUGUGCCCAUACUUCUUGAACUUGAUGAGAAUUUGCACCCUCUGGGCCCUCACCAGUUUCUGGGUGAUCAAGAAGCUAUCCAAGCUGCCAUCAAAAAAGUGGAAGAUCAAGGGAAAGUAAAAUCUGCUGAGAAGUUAAAUCCCACUGUGUAACACAGCUGUGUUCAGUGUGGUAGUAAGUGACAAUGUGUGUAUGACUGCUAGGUUGCACUGUGUGAAUGUCUCAGUUUCAAGCACUAAAUAAUUGGAAGGGACAAUUGUUGAGUCUCAGGUUGAUAGUUUAACCCUCUGCCUUUUCAAAAACUGGAAUUUAGAUUGCAGCACGAGGCUUUCGAUACUGGAAAGGGAAGAGAUGAUUCAGAUCAUGGAAACUUGCAGGGCAGCCUGCCCCAGAUCCACCACUGAGGAUGGCCCAGUAGAGAAAUAAAGGGAUGUGAUAUUGGUGUCUACCAGCAAUCAGUCCUGAUCUGUUAAGGAGAAAAGCACCAGCUUACUGGAGUAAUUUAGUCCAGGAUGUAUAGGCACUAAAACUGUCACUGGAACCAGAUAACUCUGUUGCCAGCUAUGAUUUUUCUGUGUCACAGUAGCUGUGUCAAUUUGUGCUCAGUGGAUUUUCUUCAGUCUUUCAGAACACCCUCAGCUGGAUAACUCUCUGCCUUUGUUAUUUUGAAUCUUCUGUGGGCAGUUCAUGGUCCAGAGAAUUUUGUAGAGAUGUUCUGACUACUAGAGUUAUCACAGUUAUCUUUUUUUACUCUGUAUUUGUUUUUAAGGAAUGCAGAUGGAAUCCCUUUUCCUCCACCAUCUUUGCAAAGCCUAGCAUCGCUGCAUUUUGCUGGCUGGCAGUAAUAGGUUUUAAGUCAGACUUUAGUCCACAAAAGAAGCACAAAGGUUUUCUUCUGCUCAGUUUUUAAAUUCUGUAGCUCCUUGUGAGGGACCUGAAUACCUUUGAAACACUUUGGUAAGGUGUACUAGAGGUUUCAUCACCCUUUAGUCAGUUGAUAAAUAAUUCCUGCUCACCUCAGCAAAAGUAACUAGGAAAAACCCCUCUAAGCUUUCCUGAGUUGCAAAGAUAUCUUGAUAAAUGUGUCCCACAGUAACAUUAAUGUGGCAUUAUCUGUACCAAAUUCUCUGAAGGGCUGCAAGAGAUGCAUGCAGCAUGUCACAAGUGUUGCUGGGUGCAGCUUGUUCAGCCAUCCUCCUGGUAAGGAAACAUAUUCUGCCAUGCCUGAAAGAGUUCUCCUGUAAACCUCUCCUCACAGUCAUGGCUUGAUUCCUGCUGAGUGUUUGGCACUGGAUUUGACCAGUUCACCCUGUGGCUGGAUGCAGUGUAGCAGGUGUGGCAGCCUGGUGUUCUCUUUAUGUACACAAGCACCAAGAUAAUGCCACUUCUGAAGAAUUGCUCUUCAUCUAACCUGCAGACAUGAAACUGUUAAAAAGUUUACAUCUGACCCACUGCCUCAAGACCUGAGCACCUGAUUCUGACCUUGGAUAUCAACAUGGGUGACACGUGUGUGUGUGUGCUGCUUGAGCUGAAUGUGUUCUCAGCAUGGCCCAGCUACAAAUCUCAAUGUUGAUGGGAACUUCCUUGAUAUGAGUGUAAAGUUUUAAAAUCCUAGAUGAGUUGCUGGUUUGCAGUGAGCAGCUCUGUAGCUUGCUUUGUGAGUGUGAGAGGAUGUUUUUUUUUCCUUUUGAAGAGCAGUGUGACAGUGUGGUGUGCCUCUGACAGUCUUGCUGACGUGUGGAGCAAGACUUUGCAGGUCUGAUGCCAGCUCACAUUAGAGUAGCACAUACUCCAUAAAAUACUUCUUGCUAGAAGGUAGUUUCUCAUGCAUGAACGGUGCUUGGGCUUCUCUUUGGUUUUGUUUUUGUAGCCCUUGCAGUAGAAACAAAGUUACAUGUUUCUCUUUUAAACAUAAAGCUGAUAGGUUUCAUCUUUCUCUAUUCCAGAGAGGUAUUUCAAUGUUUUUUGGUUGUUUUGGUUUUUACCCUCUGAAAUGCUAUUAGCAACUUCUCUGCUACUUGAUUCGAUACUGACUUAGUUUCUGGGGUUUUAGUUUGUGCUUAGGGUAACUCUGAAUCUUAGUUGAUAGUUUACAAGUGAGUUUUACAGUGUUAGAUUGCUGAUCAGCAAAUUUCACCUGUGAAAACCCUGGGAAGGGUCACUGGCACUCAAGUGAGUAAAUUCUUCCCCAAACAUUAAUUAAUGUGUGAAGCUUAAUAUCAAGGAAAUGUUACUAUAGGCUUGUAAACAAGACUAGCAGAGCCACCUGUUGCCAGUGGGAACUGAGUGCAUCCAGGUGUGUGAGCACACAGGCCACAUCCACAUCCCUUUGGCAUUGUGGAAUUGUAGUAGAGCUGCUUCAGGAUGUGACAUGUAGCUGGAAUAUCCCUGGAAAUGAACCCAGCUGAACUGGGAGGCAGGCUCUCUCCUCCCCUUAGAAUCCAUGAUCUCCUCUGUGGGUGGAGAGGGGAACGGAAAGGUGCAUCAGGGAAUUUAGGGAGCAUUAAUUGCAGCUGAAAUCAUCCUUUGAGUCGUGGCCAGGAGGAAGAGAACAGCAGUGUGGUGUUUGCAGGAGGUGCUGUUUCUGCAGUGCUGCUUCAGAUGUGAACAGUGACAGUGCUCUGGGAAGUUUGGCUGAGUUUGCUUGGAUUGUGGCUCCACAGCGAUGACAGGAUUUUAUGUGCACAUCUGGCAGCAAUAACACCUUGCAAAAGUAUCAAAUGGAACCAACUGGGGAUUUCAUUCUGCUCUUUAGGAUUGUUUUAACACCUUGCAGUUCCAAGGAACCUUUUAUUUAAAAUCCCAAUUCAUAAGCCAUGUCUAUUGAAGACACCAAGUUCCAAGGUGUCAGACACCAAGAUCUUCAGGCAUAGCUACAUCAGAGGGAGAAAUGAGAAUCUUGCUUUAGAGAUCAGUGGUUGGGAAGCAUUUUUCCCUAUGUUUGAGUGUUCCUCAAAAUUCUAUAAGGUAAAUGGUGUUUUUACAGUUAAUGGAUGUGGUUGAUUUGGUUUGUUUUAUGCAUUUUUAACAUGUGGUUCAGUAGCAGUAAUAGCUCUAGAUCCUCUUGAAAACCUUUGUAAAUAUGGUGGAGCUGGCAGGUUCUUUAUAACUCAAUAAAUUCACCUGAAAUAGAA